Tigriopus californicus is the source of this 650-nucleotide messenger RNA. It is a transcript of the gene RpL24, whose product is annotated as large ribosomal subunit protein eL24-like. Bases 102 to 575 code for a protein of 157 amino acids. The transcript is spliced from 3 exons. NCBI's taxonomy places the organism in Eukaryota, Metazoa, Arthropoda, Copepoda, Harpacticoida, Harpacticidae. Gene Ontology annotation, cellular component: cytosolic large ribosomal subunit. Gene Ontology annotation, molecular function: structural constituent of ribosome; mRNA binding. The record is from RefSeq and is a predicted model, not a curated record. Gene Ontology annotation, biological process: cytoplasmic translation.
GUCAAAUAUGGGGAGAGCAAUUCUCAUGGGACUCGUCACCCUGUUUGUUUACGAAGUAUUUCAGCUGGUCUCGCUCUUUCCGGAUUUGGUGACCCAACAAGAUGAGGAUCGAAUUGUGCUCCUACAGUGGUUACAAGGUCUAUCCUGGCCGUGGCCGCACUUUGGUGCGUGCCGAUGGCAAAUCCUACAAGUUCUUGGACAACCGUUGCCACAAGGCUCAUCUGUUGAAGCGGAAUCCUCGUAAGGUGACUUGGACCGUAUUGUACCGUCGCAAGCACAAGAAGGGAGUUGAAGAAGAGACUGCCAAGAAGCGCACCAAGAAGAGCCAGAAGUUUCAACGUGCCGUGGUCGGAGCCACCCUCCAAGACAUCUUGGCCAAGCGUAACCAGAAGCCCGAGGUCAGGAAGGCUCAACGCGAACAAGCGAUCAGAGCCGCUAAGGACGCUAAGAAGGCAGCCAAAUCCACGAAGAAGCCCGCUGCUGCCGCUCCCGCCAAGGCUAAACCCAAUAAGCCGGCUCAGAAGGCUUCCAAGCCCAUGCAGAAGGCCGCCCCCAGGGUUGGUGGAAAGCGAUAAGUGUGAUGACUUGUUCGAACUUUGAGACUCCUAACAACACCAGGAAAUAAAUUCUUCUUAUGUACGUCCAACAAA